This is a messenger RNA of Babesia sp. Xinjiang, 840 nucleotides long. RefSeq lists its product as uncharacterized. The transcript is spliced from 2 exons. The record is from RefSeq and is a predicted model, not a curated record. Bases 1 to 840 code for a protein of 279 amino acids. Lineage: Eukaryota; Apicomplexa; Aconoidasida; Piroplasmida; Babesiidae.
AUGAUCUGGUUCACAACGAGAAGGGAUCAUCUUGACGAUGGCAUCCCUCCCAGCAGGGCGCCAUCUGUCAACUUCAAUUUCCUAUUCAACAACACCCUCAGGAUGGGAUUUGGAAUGCAGCUCAUCGGUUUUGUAGGCAUGAAUCUCGUCUACUUUGCAUACAGUGGUAAAGGGCUGUUUACAUAUGAUCUAGCUGGUCUACCAGAAACUAGCAGACUUGAUGAAGGAUUCCGUGCUCAUAUUACUACGUUCUCAAUGAUUUAUAUGUUAGGGUCGCUCAGCUUGAUGUGCUUCCAAGUACUUCUUGCCGACGACACUUGCUGGGCUAGGGGUUAUCGAUCAGGAUCUAAGAUUCUGAGAUUGGCUACUUUCCUAGACACUAUAAGCUCGACUAUGCAGUUUAUAUUCUACUUAUACAUUGCCAAGUUCUACACUCAAAGGUGGUUCGUUCAUCUUAACGAAGGAAGCUCGGAACUAGUCUUCUUCGUAUUCACGCGCAUCACUCACGCAUUUGCCUGCUUCUUAUACGGACUGGCCUGCUACCUUCUGGAAGUAUACCACGAUGAAGGUGCUGGAGACCUACACGCAUACCUUAACGGAGUGUGCUUCGUCCUAACUGGCUGUGCCGAACUUAUGGUGCUUGUCUUCCAGAAGGGCAUGCUGGCCACGCCAUUAUUAUUGAUUACUCUUGCAGCAGCAACAUUGUGGGCUGUUUACUUCGAACCGGAGGUCACUUUCGUAUCACCUGCUCUCCAGGAGACCGAACUUACCAACGAUGUCGAACACCAAGUAGAAAAAUUCACCCGCCUUACCCCCAGCAGCCAAAUCCAGCUUUACUAA